AUGAGUAACUCCUCUGCACUGCCCCUGAAUGCCACAUCCUCAGGCUGGGGCCGCUCACUAUGGUACCAGUUUGACGAGUGCUCAGUCGCUGCUUAUGGCUUCAUCUUUUAUUUUGGGGUGAAAGUGUUUAACCUGGCUGUGGGCUUCCCCACCAAUGUGCUGGUGAUGUGGCAGAUAGCCACACGUAAGACAGAGGGCACCACGUCUGACAUGUUUAUUUUCAACCUCGCUGUUGUGGAUGCCUUAUUCUGCCUGAUGACGCCCAUCGACCUGAUCAACCGGUUGUACCUGGAUGACGCGGACAUCUGGUACGCCCAGCGCUUCGCUUAUGGCAUCAAAGACAUGGCGCCGUUAUUCCUGACAUGUGUCUGCUUGGACAGGUACAUUGCUGUGGUCCAUCCCAUCGUGUUCACAGGAGUCCGCGACCGGCGCGUCCGGGCCGGGGUCUCGGCGGCGGUGUGGGGGCUGGUACUGGCGUACGCGCUGACCAAGAGCAUCCUGGGCGUGAUGAGCAUGAACGAGGUGUUCAGCAGCCUCAUCCUGUCCGCCUUCUCCAUCAUGGUCUUCUGCAACCUGUCCAUCAUCUGGGUGCUGCGCAGGAGUGUGGCGGGAAAGGAGCUCAUGAACCCCAUGAAGAAGAAGGCCUUCAAAAUGGUCAUCACCGUCCUGGCCAUCAUCGUAGUCAACUAUCUGCCGCCGGUGGCCUUGAUGCCCUUUGCUUCCACCUACUCGUUCGUGGACUUGCGCUGCAAGAUAAGCAUCUCCGUCUUCUCCAUCAUGGACCUCAGCAGCUCCAUCGAGCCGAUGCUCCACCUCUCCAAGAUGGAGAAACCUGCAUGCUGCUCCCAUGCUGCAAGAUGGAGAAACCUGCAUGCUGCAAGAUGGAGAAACCUGCAUGCUGGUUCCAGGAACAAGCCUGCCAACAUCAGUGUGUGA
This is a messenger RNA of Electrophorus electricus (electric eel), 936 nucleotides long. RefSeq names its product G-protein coupled receptor 35-like. The record is from RefSeq and is a predicted model, not a curated record. Gene Ontology annotation, molecular function: G protein-coupled receptor activity. NCBI's taxonomy places the organism in Eukaryota, Metazoa, Chordata, Actinopteri, Gymnotiformes, Gymnotidae. Gene Ontology annotation, cellular component: plasma membrane. Gene Ontology annotation, biological process: phospholipase C-activating G protein-coupled receptor signaling pathway; positive regulation of Rho protein signal transduction.